This is a messenger RNA of Lentinula edodes (shiitake mushroom), 291 nucleotides long. Its product is annotated as WD40-repeat-containing domain protein. Bases 1 to 291 code for a protein of 96 amino acids. Lineage: Eukaryota; Fungi; Basidiomycota; Agaricomycetes; Agaricales; Omphalotaceae. The transcript has a single exon. The record is from RefSeq and is a predicted model, not a curated record. Gene Ontology annotation, molecular function: protein binding.
AUGAGCGGACAGAUGAUGGUCAAACCAACUCAAACUCACGCAGAUCCGGUAAAUUCAGUUGAAUUUGUACCAGAUGAACAUAUGAUUGUUUCUGGGUCUUCUAAUGAUUCAAUCAAAGUACGAGAUGCAAACAGUGGACAUGUCAUUGGCGAGCCUAUUCAUGAACACACUGGCCAUGUGAUUAUAGUUCCAUCUUCACCUGAUGGAAGGAAAUUUACUUCUGCCUCCAAUGAUCAUUCAGUGAGAAUCUGGGAUGCACAGAAUGCUUCAUUGAUAAGGGAACAACUCUAG